AUGUUUUUCCCCGUAGGAUGGCCGCGGGUCCUCAACACCUGCGAGCAGGGCAAGAUAAACGCGGUGGUGUGCAACAGGGACAAAAUUAUGUUCGCCAUUCUCACCGCGGAUGCCAUCGUCAUCUGGUACUGCAAGCCCUGUGUACCGAUUGUAUUUAGCAGACGGUCUGCAAACUCUUUGUGGCAACAUGGUGAGAACGUCUUGGUGCAGUGGAGGCCAGACUCGAGUAUGCUGGUUAUCGCCACGUCCGACAGCUACCUGCUGUUCUACAGACUUUCAGACAACAGCGCGGAGGGUCGGGGACUUUAUGAACAACGAGACUCGCCGGUUACCAGCUUGAAACGGGAUAGCGCAGAAUUAUUUAUCAAAGAAGUCAUUCCAUCCCUCGUCUUGAGUUUUGAAAAGUCUGCUUGGAUCGACGGUGGGAUCAGUUCGUUGGUUUGUAUACGAGACGAGCUUAUGGUAGCGACCAAAACUAGCCAUGUGGUGCGCCAUAAAUGGGACGGCACCGUGAAUCGCGACUAUUCCUUAGACCUGAGACGUAUACCGUUCAGUAUUGAUCAGCAAAUUUCUACGGUGGCCGUACCACUGACGGAGAAUAACGUUUAUGUUACCGAUAUCGAGUAUUCACCUCUCGUUGGAGGUUUCGCUAUUGUGCUAAAUAAUGGCAAAGCCGCAUUUCUCACUGCUCAAUCUUUGAAGUUUGAUCCUAAUCAAGUGCAGGGGAUCUGGGCUCAGGAUUUGGACGAUGCUACUUGCGCCGCUGUUAAUCAUAAAUAUCGGCUAAUUGCUGUUGGUAGGCAAAACUCCGAAGGCGUCGUAUACUAUGUCGAUGAAACAACUGGCGGUUUAGAGAUGUCGCACACCCUGAGUCUAUCCUCCAAGGAUUAUCCAGGCCGACCGGGUAGCGUGAGAUGUCUCAGAUGGACGCCCGAUAGUUGUGCCAUCGCUCUAGCUUGGGAAGGCGGUGGCUUAGCACUGUGGAGUACCUUUGGUGCUCUAUUGCUCUGUAGCUUGAAAUGGGAUUACGGCCUACGUGUGGAUCUGACGCACGAUAAUCCUCUGCAUAUCCAUACGAUGGAAUGGUCCGCGGAGGGUUAUCAGUUGUGGAUGCUGCGAGAAUCUCCAGGAUCUUUGAUUACCAACGAAAACGGCAACACAGCGACUAAUUCAAAUCGCUCUCUCAUUCAAUUGGACUUUGCUAAGAGUCCUCUGACUAUCAAUCCAUGUAUGGGCCAUCAUGGACAUUUAUAUCUUCAAGGUGAAGAUAGACUGUAUUUAAAUCUGGGCGCCGGAUUAUCCUCGACCGCUUCGGGUUUUCAUCUUGCCGCCGAAAUGCCCAACGACAGUAUGCUCCAGACACUCGCCGGCUGCAAACAGUGGCUCGUUGUUCCUAUUCCGACUGCAUACAGUGGUUCUAAUUGGCCGAUUCGGUACACUGCAAUAGAUAGCGAAGGUUUAAGUCUUGCAGUGGCCGGUCGAACGGGACUAGCACAUUACUCCCUACCUUCGAGAAAAUGGAAAUUGUUCGGUAACGAGAGUCAAGAGCGAGAUUUCAUAGUGACUGGUGGAUUGUUAUGGCAUAAAGGAUAUCUCAUAGCCAGCAGUUAUUCCAUAUUGGACGAUAAAGAUGAGAUUAGAAUUUAUCCGCGCGAUACUCGGCUCGAUAAUAAUUAUGUCAAGAGCAUUAGGAUGCCCUCGCAGGUGCUACUAUUGAAUACGAUGAAAGACAGACUCCUAAGUUUCUGUGCCAAUGCUCAAAUUAGUAUCUACGAUAUGGUGUUGCAAAACGGCGUGGAAGCUGCCGGCAUCGAAUUAACGAGAAUACAAACGGUGGACAUCAGUGGACUGUGCGUACAUCCCGCUUGCGUAGUCAGCGCCACGUUGACCUCGAUUCGCGCCGAGACCGCUGGCAGUCAUCCUCACCCUGAGAGUCUCCUGCUGAACGUCUCCGGACGUCUUCUCAUGGUACAACGUGAACAUUCUACCGACAAUUCGGAGGUCCUCUUCACGUGCGGCGCGCCGACAGUAUUAGCAUCCUACGUCGAGAACGUUUGGGUACCGUCGCGCUCAAGGAGGGACAAGCCGCACUUAACUGAGGCUCUGUGGUUGUUCUGCGGGGCUCACGGAAUGCGAGUUUGGUUGCCGCUAUUCCGUAAUCAUCAGGAGAAGGCCCAUGCCUUUAUGAGCAAGCGGAUAAUGCUACCAUUUCACUUGCGCAUUUACCCAUUGGCGAUACUCUUUGAAGACGCGAUUCUACUGGGAGCCGAAAACGACACCGUGCUAUUCACGUCGGAUACUAACUCGCCCUUUUCACUGCCCUUCAAUUUAUUGGAGCUUACGAGUCAAGUGUAUCUGCAUCAGAUUCUGCGUCAAUUGAUACAUCGGAACUUGGGCUAUCACGCGUGGGAAAUAGCGCGCUCGUGCUCC
Molecule: messenger RNA, 2430 nt
Organism: Temnothorax curvispinosus
Lineage: Eukaryota; Metazoa; Arthropoda; Insecta; Hymenoptera; Formicidae
Gene: Rich
Product: guanine nucleotide exchange factor subunit Rich-like
Exons: 7
Biological process (GO): intracellular protein transport; retrograde transport, endosome to Golgi
Cellular component (GO): Golgi membrane; Ric1-Rgp1 guanyl-nucleotide exchange factor complex; cytosol
Molecular function (GO): protein binding
Source: RefSeq, a predicted model, not a curated record